Loa loa (African eye worm) is the source of this 1323-nucleotide messenger RNA. RefSeq lists its product as hypothetical. The transcript is spliced from 8 exons. Lineage: Eukaryota; Metazoa; Nematoda; Chromadorea; Rhabditida; Onchocercidae. The record is from RefSeq and is a predicted model, not a curated record. Bases 1 to 1323 code for a protein of 440 amino acids.
AUGAAAAUGUAUCAUUGUACAAUAUAUUUGACUCAACCGGAUUUAUUUGUUCGUUUUUGUUUCCGGAAAAUCGACUAUCGUGUGCCAUCUAAUCCAAAUGCUCCAAGCGGUGGUUGUGGUCAAAGUUGUGGUAGCAGUGGUAGCUAUGUUAGCAGCUAUGGUAGCAGUGGUAGCUAUGUAGGACCACUACCAUCAGCGCCACUUGGUACUGGAAUAAAUGGCGCUUAUUUGCAGCAACAGCAACACCUGCAGCAGCCAAUCGCUUAUGUUAGUGGUGGCAGUGUGCCUUCUUAUGGAGCUGGUAGUAUUGGCGGAUCAUAUCAAAGUGCACAAAUUAAUCCUCCUAGUGGUAGUAGUUUUUAUUCAGGUGGAAAUCAAGCAGCAGCAAUUGGUAAUAUUCCUCCAGGAUAUGGCGCAAAUGUUGAUAGUAGUGGAAUUGGAGGAGGAAUUAAUGGUUUGACACCACCGCCGCCAAAUAUUACUCCACCAUCAGAAUUACAAUUUCCACUAUCGAAACAGGACAGUUUUGACGAUGGCUCGAUGCAGCAUACUGAAGGACAAUUGAUGCCUACUGCUACUUUAAUUCAGCCAAGUUAUGCUGCAGAAGAUGUACAAAAAAUGGCAUCACAUGAACAAUCAUUUGGUGCUUAUCAGGAAGCUCAAUACCAACAACAGCAGCAACAACAACAAUAUCAACAACAACAACAACAAUAUCAAGAACCGGAUACUAGAAUUGAUAAAUUAGAAAUAGAUCAAGAUCAAGUAAAGACGGAUGUAGCAGAUGAGAAAAGUGCCGAUAAUAUAGCAUCAAGAAUAACUGAUAGUAGUGAAAUGUUGAAUAAGUAUGAGCAAAGUGAAUCGGAAAUUUCACAAGAUCGAAAAGAAAAUUUAAAAACUGAUUCUACUUAUCAAAGUGAAAGUUAUGGGCAGCAAUCAGAAAUUCCUGUAGCAUCAACUGCUCCAAUAGCUAAAUCAUUGGAAUCAUCCAGAAUAGAUGCACAAAAUAAUAAUAAAAUAGUAACCGAAACAAAUGCCGGAUAUGAUCAAAAUGAAGAAAAUAUAAUCAUCGAAUCGAUAGGUACCGAAAGUAGUGAUUCCACAUGUAACGAUCCGGUUUUGAAAGCUCUUAUUGAAUCAACACUAAACGAAUAUCGUGAUAAUUUGGAUGCAGCACGAAGUAUUGAAAGUAAAGCAUCACAACGUUUCGGUGGCCGUUUUAAUUCGAUUGUUUCCGAUUCCGAAUUUGCAUAUGUAAAUUGGUACGGUAAACGUAAUUGCCAAUUACAGGUUAACGGAAGGCAUUCAUUAACAUGGGAGGAUUGA